AUGGACGGACUUCAUGGCUUCGCAUCACUCCCACUUCUGGUGACCCUUAGCAUACCUAUCGUCCUGUACCUCCUUUACCAUCUCGUCCUCUUUCCGCUUUUUCGUUCUGAUCUUCGCUCCAUUCCAGGCCCAGCCUUUGCCAAACUAACUGACCUAUACCGUCUCCUGGUGGUUCGUACUGGAUCUGCCCACGAGCAUCACCUCCGCCUUCACGAGCGCUAUGGACCUCUUGUUCGCCUUGGGCCCAACAAUGUCUCUGUCGGUUCUCCCGACGCCAUCCCCAUCCUAUAUAAUACACGGACUCGCUACCCCAAAUCGGCGUUUUACCCGGUUAUGGGAAACGUGGCUCAUGGGAAGGUUGUUCCUACUAUUUUCUCCACACGCGACGAAUCUGUUCACGAGACGAUGAAGCGCCCUAUCGCGCAAGUGUACGCCAUGACCAAUCUUAGGACGUAUGAGCCACUGGUAGAGAGCACCGAGUCUUUAUUCAUGAGCAAGCUAGACAAAUUGGCGGACGAAGGGAGAACUUUCGACCUAGGCACGUGGCUGCAUUGGUUCGCGACUGACGUUAUUAUGGAGAUCACAUUUGGAAAGCGGCUUGGGUUUUUGGAGAGGGAGGAGGAUGUGGAUGGCAUCCUGGAAACAAUAGAGGGCCGGUUUUGGUAUGUUGCUGUUCAAAAGGUGUCUCCUGUCCUGGAAUUUGCUCUUAAGCGAAUAGAAGAGCGGAAGAAGGAGCGCCGUGAUCACCCUGAAAAGAAAGGUCAAGAGCGGGACUUCUUGGCCCGAUUUCUGGACAUUAAAGAUAGUCAUCCGUCAAAUAUCCCUGAUUCGUGA
Penicillium lagena is the source of this 834-nucleotide messenger RNA. RefSeq names its product pisatin demethylase. The record is from RefSeq and is a predicted model, not a curated record. Bases 1 to 834 code for a protein of 277 amino acids. The transcript has 2 exons. Lineage: Eukaryota; Fungi; Ascomycota; Eurotiomycetes; Eurotiales; Aspergillaceae. Gene Ontology annotation, molecular function: oxidoreductase activity, acting on paired donors, with incorporation or reduction of molecular oxygen; monooxygenase activity; iron ion binding.